AUGCUCAGUGUCAAGAAAGGAAACCAGACAACAUUCUCAGAAUUCAUCCUUGUGGGAUUUGGAACUUUCCCUGAAUUGCAGCCUCUUCUUUUUCUGUUUUUCCUGAUGAUAUAUCUUGCAACAGUAACUGGGAACCUCCUGAUUAUAUUGAUAGUUAUAGCUGACCACCAUCUUCACACACCCAUGUACUUUUUCCUGGGGAACCUGUCCUGUCUGGAGACCUGUUACAGUUCAAUCAUCUUACCAAAAAUGUUGGCCAAUUUGUUUACUGGUCAAAAGUCCAUUUCUUUUACUGGAUGCAUGAUCCAAUUCUAUUUCUUUAGUUCUUGUGCUGGUAUAGAGACUUACCUCCUGGCAGUCAUGUCCUUUGACCGAUAUCUGGCAAUAUGUAGACCUCUACAUUAUACUUCCAUCAUGCAUGGGAAGAUAGGUAUCCAGAUCAUGAUUGGAGUGUGGAUUGGUUCUUUUCUAGCUGGUUGCCUGACAGUAUCUCUUUUGGCUCAGUUAUCAUUCUGUGGCCCUAAUGUCAUAAAUCAUUACUUUUGUGAUUUGAUUCCACUUGAAAAACUCUCAUGUAGUGACACAAACCUGAUUGAACUUGUAACCUUUUUCAUUAGUUUCAUUUUCAUUGUCAUCCCAUUUCUACUAACACUAAUAUCCUAUAUUUGCAUUAUUGCCACAAUUCUAAAGAUAUCUUCUGCUACUGGAAGGCAGAAGGCCUUUUCCACCUGUUCUUCUCAUCUUGUGGUGGUUUGUCUUUUUUAUGGUACACUAAUAGUUGUCUACUUGUUACCAGAUACACCCACUCUAAGACACCUCAAUAAAGUCUUUUCUGUUUUUUACACCAUCUUCACUCCUCUGAUCAACCCCUUGAUCUACAGUUUAAGAAACCAAGAAGUCCACAAAGCCCUAAGGCGAGUUGGAUGCAAAGUGAUACAUGUGGCAAGGAUGCAAAUUAAUGUAUUAUCAUAG
Candoia aspera is the source of this 972-nucleotide messenger RNA. Its product is annotated as olfactory receptor 1361-like. The record is from RefSeq and is a predicted model, not a curated record. Gene Ontology annotation, molecular function: olfactory receptor activity; G protein-coupled receptor activity; odorant binding. Gene Ontology annotation, cellular component: membrane. Gene Ontology annotation, biological process: G protein-coupled receptor signaling pathway. Lineage: Eukaryota; Metazoa; Chordata; Lepidosauria; Squamata; Candoiidae. The transcript has a single exon. The coding region runs from base 1 to 972 and encodes 323 amino acids.